Messenger RNA from Corapipo altera (White-ruffed manakin), 5777 nucleotides. RefSeq lists its product as uncharacterized. The coding region runs from base 1576 to 2979 and encodes 467 amino acids. The record is from RefSeq and is a predicted model, not a curated record. Lineage: Eukaryota; Metazoa; Chordata; Aves; Passeriformes; Pipridae. The transcript has 3 exons.
CAAGAGCUCUUUCUUGUGACCUUGCCGCAGAAGAAAACACAUUGUGUAACUGCACUUGGCCAACAAACCGGGCAGAUGUAUAUUAAUCAUUGGCUGAUGACGAGCUCAGAGGUAACUGCGCAAUGUGAUGCACCUUCAAAAAAUGUAAUCCUGGCAUGUAUUAAGAAAGAAAAUUUCCAACAAUGAUGAGGGCUUGUUACUUGCCAUGCACAAAUGGACAAGGGACAGAGAUUUCUAGUCUCCUGUAUUGGAGAUUAAUUGAACCUGGGCCAAGCACGCAGAAGUGAUUGGUAAAGGAAGAGUGUUUCUUCUGAGGCAGUUUUAGAACAGCUUGUCUUGCUUAAUGAAACAGUAACAAAUACCAUGACUGGGAGGGGAUAUGACUGCAGUCUGUCUGUCAGGGCAGUGAGGAGGAACAAAGCCUGCUUAGGGGGAAUACUGCAAAGUAGCCAUCAAUACCAGUAGCUAAAUUUAGCAUUAAAACAAAUUUGUAUAAUUUGUAUCAUGUUCUACUUGCAUAUUAAUUGGAAUUAAAAGAUACAAAAUUGGACCUAAUUAUUAUUGUUUUUUAUAAAAGAAACCCUUUUAAAUAUGCUGAAAGCAUACUUUUGAAGUCAAAAUUUGCCAAGUACUCUCUGUAGUGAAGAAAUUGAAUGCUCCUAAUUACACUGACUUUAUGUAUUUUCUGACUACGUAUCUGUGCCAUUUAUUUCAGGAGGUCAAAAUUAAUGAGUAGUGUUGGGGAAACCAUGAUUUUCACUCCUUAAAUAACUUCGUAUAUCUUUUCUUUAAGAUUCUGUGUCCUGGUAUGUCUUGAGCUCUAGAUUUUGCUCUUUUUCUUUGCUUCUAGAACCUGCUGUUGUUUCAGUACUCUCUCACAGGUCCUCACAGGAUCUGUAUUUACCUAUUUGAACUAGGCCUAUAGUGUGUUAGGAAAAAAAUAAUUGCCCCAUAAAUACAGAUAUAUGGUAUAUUUUUUCUAGUUCUUUUUAAGUAUGUGUGUGAACUGGGGAUAUAUGGACACAGAAGAUUAAUUUCCAGAAGGAAACUUAAGUAGCCUUAAGAAAAUCACCUAUGUUCGAUUUGCUUCAACAACUCCACAUUUAUUUGUAAUUUAAAUUAAGUUCUUGUGGCACAAGUGUAUUCAUUGCUCAAGAGAAGGAAAACUUGUUUUUCUAGUAGGUGUGGCUGCUGUUACCGACAUUAACAGAGCACCAGCUAUCUGAAAUACAAUGUGUCCAUAGCUGACUUAGGUGUUGUACCAGGAUUUUUUUCCCUCAGUAUUGUUCUGUAUUGAAUAAUACUUGCAAUUUACCUUAAAAAUAUUUAAGUUUUUAUCUGUUUGAAAUAAACGAUUGGUAGAUUAUCUCAGCAAAAUACCUUAGCAAAAAAUAAAUGGAGGACUGAACAGAACUUCACUCAGCUAUCUGCUUUAAAAGGUACUUUUUCCUUUCCAGUGUUCACUGUUUAAAACAGUUGAAAAGAUGUAUUUCUUCUUGUUUAUUAUCUGCUAGCAAAAGCAGAAGAAAAAAGCAGACCCCUCCAGGUACAGAAACUGCUCCACACAUCUGACAAAUGGAGGCAUUCAGAGUGUCACAUGCAGUAUCAUCCAUACCAUUAAAGAUGUGGCAACAUAAAGUACAAGGACAAAGAAAUUUACAUCCACCUUUAGAUAAAUUCAGAAUGUUGUGUGGCAGGAAAAAAUCUUACUUUGUUGCUGCUGUGUGCAUUAUUACUCUAACUUCAAUGGUCACAGUUUCUUAUCUUAGGUUGCAGAGACUUUCUCACCAGCCAAAAGUAAUUCAAGAAGGUAGCAAAUGUAGAGGGGAAAUUGCCAAUAGCACAAUAACACCAUUAAAAGAUAACAAAACUUUUAUUAUAUCCCCAUACUUUGAUGACAGAGAAAGCAAAGUCACUCGUGUGAUUGGGAUUGUUCACCACGAAGAUGUGAAACAACUAUACUGCUGGUUCUGCUGUCAGCCCAAUGGAAAGAUCUAUGUAUCAAAUGCAAAAAUCGAUGUUCACUCAGAUAGAUUUGGAUUCCCUUAUGGUGCAGCAGAUAUAGUUUGUUUGGAACCUGAAAACUGUGAUCCAACGCAUGUAUCAAUUCAUCCCUUUGCACAUGGAAAUAUUGACCAGCUGCCAAGGUUUGAAAUUAAAAACCGCAAGCCUGAGCCCUUUUCUGUUGACUUCACUGUGUGCAUCUCUGCCAUGUUUGGAAACUACAACAAUGUCUUGCAGUUCAUACAGAGUCUGGAAAUGUACAAGAUUCUUGGAGCACAGAAAGUGGUGAUCUAUAAGAACAACUGCAGCCAUCUGAUGGAGAAAGUCUUGAAGUUUUAUAUAGAAGAAGGAACUGUAGAGAUAAUUCCCUGGCCGAUAAACUCACACCUCAAGGUUUCCUCUAAAUGGCACUUCAUGCAAGAUGGAACACACAUUGGCUAUUACGGACAAAUCACAGCUCUAAAUGACUGUAUAUACCGUAACAUGCAAAGGAGCAGGUUUGUGGUUCUUAAUGAUGCUGAUGAAAUAAUUCUUCCUCUUAAGCAUCCAAACUGGAAAACAAUGAUGAGCAGCCUUCAGGAACAAAAUCCAGGGACUGGCAUUUUCCUCUUUGAGAACCAUAUCUUCCCAGAAACCAUCUCUACUCACAUGUUCAACAUCUCGUCCUGGAAUACUGUGCCAGGUGUUAACAUAUUACAGCAUGUUCACAGAGAGCCUGACAGGAAAGAUGUAAUCAAUCCCAGGAAGAUGAUAGUUGAUCCACAAAAGGUGAUUCAGACUUCUGUCCACUCUGUCCUACAUGCCUAUGGGGACAGUGUGAAUGUUCCCAUGGAUGUUGCCCUCAUUUAUCACUGUCGGAAGCCCCUUCAAAGAGACCUCCCCAGAGAAUCCCUUGUCAGGGAUACAGCCCUGUGGAGAUACAACUCAUCGUUAAUCAUGAAUGUUAACAAGGUGCUAUCUGAAACCAUACUGUAAGUUCAAAAGUGAAACCUCAGUUCUAAGGAGGGAAAGUGGAGAGCCACCCUUAUUGUGGGAAGGCAGAGGAGAUUGUUUAAAGAGCAUAUUAAAAUGAUUUCCACAUGAAGGUUACAUUUUGCAGUGAUUAUUUAGGGAAUCUAUAGCAGAGCCAGGAGUCAUUUAAUCAUAUUAAAGUUCAAUGUAGAUUGCACUCUUGUAAAAUGUAAAAUUUGUUUUCAGUUAAAAAAAAAAAUUUAAAAAAUCAGUAUUUCUCAACUGAUUCAAAUAAUGCAAAUCAGUUUUCAACUGUACUAGAAAUACAGCUAUAGUCAUUAGUAUUAAACCUAAUUUGCUUAAUUCUUGAAGUUUGUAUGUCACUGGAUACAAAAUUUGUAUGCACCAAUUGAGUAAAAGGUAAAUUAUCGAGCUAGCUCUACAUUUCAACUGUAAAAAAAUUAACCCCUCAUGUUCUUGGAAAUAGUGUCUGUUAAAGUGGUGAUGUACUGUCACACUAAACAGCUUUUGGGAGUUUUGCUGAUCCCAGUGUCUGUUCAACUGGGUUUUUGAGACAUGUAAGUUUAAGAAGAAGAGUGAUCACUCUAAUUACCCACAGCUGUUCUGAAUUACUUAAGUGGUAAGUGCUGAAUUGUGUUGGAAAGGUUUAAAACAGAGGCAAGGGAUACAGUUUGAUGUUAAAGAGACUUUUGUGAACUGAAAAGAAGCUACUUCGAGGAGGAAAAAAUGGAUGGCUGAACAACUAUUUACAAAACAUAUUAGUUUGUUGGGUUUUUUUCUGGGACCUUGAAGCCUCGUAAGAAAAUGCUUCUUCAUGAAAUUUAGGCAUGAAUUGCAUUUUUUUAGUCCAUUAUGUGGUGGGUAAGUUGAAUUAUAUUGCUUCCUUGUGUAGGUGUAAGGGUACAGAAGCUGCAUCUUUUCCAACCUUUAUCUAAAAAUAGUGCCAAGUAGUUACUAACUUCUGCUGAAGGGUCAGAUGGAAAGCAAAGCAAACAAAAAAACCUCAGUGUAGUUCCACGGUUUCAGUCAUAUAUUUUCUGUUUGAUAAGUCCCCAUGUGCUGUACUGUUGUGGCAUUGUAUUAGAACAUUCAUAUGAAGGCACAUCUGAGGGCAGUCAGUCUGACACUGGUGUCUGACAGAGGGAAGCGUGUGAGAGGUUUGCUUUUUUAUAUUUCUACACCAGUGUCACUCUUUCAUCUCUUCCUCUAUUUUGUGGUGGCACAUACCCUUAAGCUCUGUCAAUAGUAGAUUAGUAUUAUUAGCUAGCAGAUGUCCAAGAGGAACUUUACUUAGAGGUCUUCAAGAGACAGUCUUUAAAAAACUAUUUGCUAAUUGUGUUCAUAAUUACUAGCUGCUAUGUUACUGGUUAAAAUUUCAUUUGUAAAACUAAAAGGGUAGAAGAGCAGUGUAGCGUGUACUGGAUGCUUGUCAUUGUGGUUUCUGCUUGCAUACUCUGGGGCAGUGUAGAAAAGGAAAACUUAAGAGUUCUGAUUUAGAAUUCUGAUUUAGUUUAAACUUUUCUGCAACUUGUGAAAUACCUGUGGCAGAAUUCCUUUUCAAGUACCACUUCACAGCUUUUGGCUAACUGUGGCAUUUGCUUCGGAGUGGCUGCAAUGUCUCCGAAAGUUUGUAUCAACAAACUGGCAGCUGUAUUUACAGCCCAGGUGCCUGCUGCAGGGGUACUGUCUUGCUUAGUAACAGGUCCACUUAGAAGUUUAGACUCAUGUAGUUUGCAAGGGGAAUCUGGAAGUCCAACUCAUAGCAUGCUUUGCUCAGGACUUUGUCUAGGCUGGCUGGACACACAGUCUCUCUGGGCAACCUGUUCCAGACUUAACCUAACCUCUAACAAGAGAAUUUCUCUUGUUGCAGUUUGUGACAAUUGGCCGUUGUCUUGCUGUAUGAGUCUGACUUUGUUUUCUUUUAGUUCCUUAUUAGUUAGCUGGAGACAGUAGCAGGGCCUCCCCUCCCCUUGCCCACCACCACCUUCCUUUUCCCCACCAUUCUUUCUGGAAGGCUGAACUUGGCUUUCAGUUUCUCUGUCAUCUUGUGCUCCACCCCUCUGGAUUCUUCAUCAUCAAGGUCACUAACAAAGUAGUUACCCACAUUUUCCUGUUUCACUGAUCUGGGUACAGUGACAUUUCUGGCAUGCUCCUGUUUAAUCUUUCAAAGUUAACACACUGUUUUAUAGGUGGCUCCUUAAGAGGAAGCUGAGUUACCACACACAUCAUACACAGUGUAGUUACUCCUACAUUAAGAAUGAUGAAAACUUGGUGUCAAGAGAAGUAAUUGAAAGCUUUCUACUUCAUGUAAGCUUCCUUCACUUUUGAGUGCAGUUUGACUUGAGAGUUGUGAAUUUGGGUUCAAUUUUUUAAAAUCCUUGACUACAGAAACAUUUUUCAAAGUAAAUUGGUAUGAAUAAAGGUGGAAAACUGAGUGCUUAAGACUCUGGCCUGGAAUUUAAGAGACAGUGCUCCACUGUGACUUCAUGCAAUUCCUAUUGCAUCACUCAAAUACUGAUUCUUACAUAUGAAACUCCCACUGGUGUAAUUAAUACUUGCAGACAUUGGGGAACCCUGGCCUUCAUUCAGUACUAAGUAUGAAAUUGGGUCUCCUUUGGAGAGUGGGAAGAAAAAAAUCAUAUUAACAAUACUAAUGCUAACAGUUUUGUCUUUUCAAGGACAUGAGCCAAUCUUCGUGAAAACUCCUGUUUUCAUGUUGUGUAAAAAAAAAAAAAAGACAUUAAGGGGAGAUUUUAUUUUAAGGGAGGAGGGGAAACCAACCUAAAGCGUUUCUAAAGCAC